UGGCGUUGACUGCAGCAUGGCUUCCUCCAAUCCUACGCUUCGACAUCAGGUCAUUCGUAUUUACAAAGACCUAUUGUACAUGGGACGUGAAUACCCCCAGGGAUACGACUACUUCAGAGCCCGUCUGCGCAAGGCAUUCGCCAGCCAGCGAGAGGUGACGGACGAAGCGCAGAUUAGGAAAGGGCUUCAGAGGGCCGAGUUUGUGAAGAAAGGAAUAGAAGCACUUUACUACCUGAAGCGUUAUCGAACCCUGCGCCAACGAUACGACAACCUCUCCUAGAUGCUCAUGUCUUUGGAACUCGCCAAUAGUGGCCGUGAACAGGCCGGGAUAUCAUAAAAACAUCGGUACGCCGCCAGCUACGAGAGUGACAGGUUCAAAUCUUUGUAGCCCACCAACAGCCCACUUCAAAAACCGCUCCACUUGACGCUCCCUUCUGUUCCAGCAGAUUCGCCAUCAUCCAUCCCCACC
Molecule: messenger RNA, 469 nt
Organism: Cucurbitaria berberidis CBS 394.84
Lineage: Eukaryota; Fungi; Ascomycota; Dothideomycetes; Pleosporales; Cucurbitariaceae
Product: LYR motif-containing protein 5A
Exons: 4
Coding region: 17-280 (87 amino acids)
Biological process (GO): respiratory electron transport chain
Cellular component (GO): mitochondrion
Source: RefSeq, a predicted model, not a curated record